Messenger RNA from Gasterosteus aculeatus aculeatus (three-spined stickleback), 1591 nucleotides. It is a transcript of the gene rchy1, whose product is annotated as ring finger and CHY zinc finger domain containing 1. Gene Ontology annotation, biological process: protein ubiquitination; ubiquitin-dependent protein catabolic process. NCBI's taxonomy places the organism in Eukaryota, Metazoa, Chordata, Actinopteri, Perciformes, Gasterosteidae. The record is from RefSeq and is a predicted model, not a curated record. Gene Ontology annotation, molecular function: ubiquitin protein ligase activity; zinc ion binding. Gene Ontology annotation, cellular component: nucleus.
UCUACGAUAUUAAUGCAUAAUCAAUAAAAGUAACAUUAAUGCAAUUCUUUUCGUUGUGUAUUUAGGGAACCUCGCAGAAUCACAGGGGGCAGAAUGCAUGCGAUAAAACACAAUGCUUCGACUGUGGUUCCAAGGGAGGACUACAGAGCAGCUGUGCCUAGUACGCCGUAAAGGAAACGAAGAAGAAAAAGAAGAAUCAGCACCUAUGUCACCAAUGCCCCGGUGCUGCACCGGUUUUGACACUAGAAGAAGAGAAGCACUCUCACACGGAAGAAUCAUGGCUUCGCCUGCCGGUUGCGAGCAUUAUGAACGCAGCUGCUUGUUGAAAGCACCUUGCUGUGGUAAACUGUACGUGUGUCGGCUGUGCCACGAUGCAAAGGAGAACCACGAGAUGGACAGAUUCAAAGUCACGGAGGUGCAGUGCUCUGAGUGUCAGACGGUGCAGCAGGCACAGCAGACUUGCCAGCAGUGUCAUGCACAGUUUGGAGAGUAUUACUGUGACAUCUGCCACUUGUUCGACAAGGAUAAGAAGCAGUACCACUGUCAGCCCUGUGGAAUAUGCAGGAUUGGGCCCCGGGAGGAGUAUUUCCAUUGUGUGAAGUGCAACCUGUGUUUAACUGAGGCUCUGCGGGGAAACCACAAGUGCGUUGAAAAUGUUUCAAGGCAGAACUGCCCAGUGUGUAUGGAGGAUAUUCACACGUCCAGAAUUGGUGCUCACGUUCUUCCAUGCGGCCAUCUUCUACACAAAACCUGCUUUCGUGACAUGAUCAAAAUGGGAGCGUAUCGCUGUCCUUUGUGUAUGCACUCUGCCUGCGAAAUGGAGGAGUACUGGGAUCAGAUCGACAUAGAGAUUUCCAUGUCACCAAUGCCUCAUGAAUACUCGGGUGCCACUGUCAAAAUUAUAUGUAAUGACUGCCAAACCCACUGCACGGUGCCUUUCCAUGUGUUGGGCAUGAAGUGCAGUGGCUGUGGCUCCUACAACACUGCACAGGAUGGAGGACUCAUCCAGCAACAACCACCACCACAGCAGCAGGACGCUGAGAAUGAGACCGAGGCAGAGCAGCAGGACGCUGAGAAUGAGGCAGAAACCGAGUCAGAGCAGCAGGACGCUGAGAAUGAGGCAGAAACGGAGUCAGAGCGGACAGAUGAACCUCGGUCGCCUGCGGCAGAUUAAAAACCAACGUUUGUACUUUAGACAUUCAGCUUGUUCACUGACUCAAAAUGAGUAACAAUUGACCAAGCGGAUAUUCAGAUUGUACAUAUGUAAAAACUUUUGGUUCAUCAUUCUCAGGGCACUAGGUUAUCUGUGCUUGACAAAGUCACAGAAUUCACUUACAGGCAGUCUGACCGGAGCCACUGUGUGGCACCAUGAUAAAAAUAAAGGAUUGUUUUCAUAAGUUCAGGGACAGUGUUCUAUGUACAUCCUAUUUUAAUGUUCAAGAUAGUGACACAGGUGUAAGCUUAACUAUAUUUACCUUUGAAAGUUUCAGACCCAAAUAGAAAUCUGAUGUUAUGUUCGCUCAAACUGGCAGCAUGGCAAUGUGUAGUUGCAUCUAAUUGAAAUAAAAUGGAAUGUGUAAUUCACUCUAAA